Molecule: messenger RNA, 1665 nt
Organism: Echinococcus granulosus
Lineage: Eukaryota; Metazoa; Platyhelminthes; Cestoda; Cyclophyllidea; Taeniidae
Product: U4/U6.U5 tri-snRNP-associated protein 2
Exons: 8
Coding region: 1-1665 (554 amino acids)
Biological process (GO): mRNA processing; spliceosomal complex assembly; protein deubiquitination
Molecular function (GO): zinc ion binding; cysteine-type deubiquitinase activity
Source: RefSeq, a predicted model, not a curated record
AUGACAAAAAGGGAUGGAUCAUCAAAGAAAGUAGAUAGGAAAAGAUCCGCAAAAUCGGAGUUGCUAACCCCAAAGAAACCAAAGAUUGAGGAACUAUUGAAGCAAUGGGAUGAACUUGAUGAACAGGAAGAGAAAAAGCUGCUUGAAACAAAAGACGACCCUACAGGGGUGGAUCAAAGUCGAUCUUGCCCCUACCUGGACACUAUCAAUCGAAACAUGCUUGACUUCGACUUUGAAAAGCUGUGCAGUAUCUCCCUCAGCCAUCUGAACGUUUACGCAUGUCUAGUUUGCGGCAAAUACUUCCAGGGGCGUGGUUCCAACACACAUGCCCAUACUCACAGUGUGAAUGAAAAUCACCAUGUAUUUUUAAAUCUGGAGACGCACCGUUUCUACUGCCUGCCAGAUAACUAUGAAAUAGUGGAUGGAUCACUGGAAGAUAUUACCUAUCUUCUGAAUCCUAUCUUUCAGAAAGAUGACAUCACGAAGCUUGAUACAAAUGCCAGUAUGGUGCGAGCUUACAAUGGCCUAACAUACUACCCCGGAUUUGUGGGCUUGAAUAACAUCAAGGCUAAUGACUACUGCAACGUGAUUCUGCAGUUAUUGAGCCACAUCAGUCUUCUUCGUGAUUUCUUCCUGCGACCGGAAAACUACCAAGAACAAAUUAAAAGAGCCUCCGCUGGAGACCACAUGACCCUUCUUGUUCACAGGUUCGGUGAACUCAUCCGCAAACUGUGGAAUCCCCGGAAUUUUAAGACGCACGUUUCUCCUCAUGAGUUUCUACAGGCGGUGGUCCUGUGCAGCAAGAAACGCUUCCAAUUUACGGAACAGGGCGACGCAUUGGAAUUCCUCUCGUGGCUUCUAAAUGCCCUUGAUCAGACCUUAAGGCCCGUGUCUAAGGGUCAGCCCGUGAAACCGACCAUAAUUGGGAGAGCCCUGCGAGGUCGCAUGGUCAUUCACAGCCAAAAAGUGACACCGGUCAACAUCACGCCAGAGCAAGCGGAGCAAUAUGCCACUGAUCCAGAAUACAUGCCGCGGAUGACGGAGUCGCCCUUCCUCUACCUCACCUGCGACUUGCCACCUCCACCUCUAUAUCUGGACGAGUUCAAGGAGAGCAUCAUUCCUCAAGUUCCACUCUCUACCCUUCUGGCCAAAUUUAACGGAGUCAUGGAGAAGGAGUACAAGACGCACUGCGACUCCACCAUGCGUCGCUUCUGCCUCAAACGCCUCCCGCCCUAUCUCAUUCUCUUCAUGAAACGCAUCGUAAAGAACAUCUUUACGCUGGAGAAGAACCCUACCAUCGUCAAUUUUCCCAUCAAGAGCAUCGAUUUUGGUGAGCUGCUCGAUCAAGAAGCACGUGCCCAACACAAGUACACCAUCUACGAUUUGGUGGCCAAUGUGGUUCACGACGGUCCACCCACCCCAGGCGCAGGCACUCACCGAAUUUUCGUGCUGCAACGCGGCACGGGCAAGUGGUUUGAAAUGCAGGACCUCCACGUGAAUGAAGUCCUUCCGCAGAUGAUUCCUCUCAGCGAAUCCCUUAUUCAGGUUUGGGCGGUGAACAAGACUAUUCCAAAUCCAUUUUACAAAGAUAAGAAAACAAAAAAGACUGAUGAAAAGGCUACCGACGAAAAUGGGAAUCAAAAGGAAGCUGGGGAAGAGGCCUGA